CGUUUCCAAUAAGCAAGUGAAGUUCAAAAAUUUCGAAAAAUAAUAACUUUUUGCAUUUUGCAUUUUUCUUUUUGAAUAUAUAGCAAUUAUUGGUACACACUGUACAUUUAUCAUAAUUCCACCACAAUCAAUGUGGAAAUCAUGUGAGUGGAUGUCUCUAUUUAUAUUUUUGUCAUUCCUCUAUUCUAUGGUAAAAGAUCCGUUAGUUAACUGACAUUCAAUAAAAAGAAAUCAAAAACAAACGAAAAUUAAAUUGCUUCAAUUAAGAAAACCGGUGAAAAAUGUCAGGUAUUAUUCUAUAUGGCCACGACAUCAGUCCACCGGUCCGCGCGUGUUUGUUAACGCUGAAAGCACUAAAACUGCAAUUUGAAUACAAACAUGUAGAUAUUUUGGUGGGUGAACAAUUAGCCGAUGACUUCAUCAAGCACAAUCCACAACACACUGUGCCCACAUUGCAUGAUAAUGGCGUCUGGUUGUGGGACUCGCACGCCAUCUGUGGCUAUCUUGUCGACAAGUAUGCUAAGGAUGAUUCGCUAUAUCCGCGAGAUUUAGUCUUGCGCGCACGCGUCCAUCAGCGACUCUAUUUCGAUGCGAGCAUACUCUUCAUGUCAUUACGCUGUAUCACUCGACCGAUGUUCAAGAGCAAUGUAUCCAUCGUACCGCGUGAAAAGACACAGGGAAUCAUUGAAGGUUAUACUUUGCUUGAGAAGUUCCUGACAAGCGGUGCCUAUUUAGUAGGCGAUUGUUUGACCAUAGCCGAUCUUUGCUGUGUUGCCACGGCAACGUCGCUGGGAGGUGUGAUCGAAUUGGAUGCUACAAAAUAUCCCAAAGUGAGCGCAUGGAUGGAGCGCUUGAAAAAAUUGCCAUACUACGAGGAAGCAAACGGUUGGGGAUGCAAAAGGUAUAUGGACAUACUUAAGACGCGUCUCACUGCCAUUGUGUCCUGAAUAAAUAUCCUUUUUAUUUACUUAGAUGUAAUAUUGAAAUAAAGGGUUGUAUGUUAAGCUCAAUUAGUAUUUUAACUAAGGUUAAUUAUUUUUGUGAAGGAAAUAUAAAAGGCUUUGUUAUAUUAAAAUUA
Messenger RNA from Bactrocera oleae (olive fruit fly), 1078 nucleotides. RefSeq names its product glutathione S-transferase 1. Gene Ontology annotation, biological process: glutathione metabolic process. The record is from RefSeq and is a predicted model, not a curated record. Gene Ontology annotation, molecular function: glutathione transferase activity. NCBI's taxonomy places the organism in Eukaryota, Metazoa, Arthropoda, Insecta, Diptera, Tephritidae.